Triticum turgidum subsp. durum (durum wheat) is the source of this 564-nucleotide messenger RNA. Lineage: Eukaryota; Viridiplantae; Streptophyta; Magnoliopsida; Poales; Poaceae. The record is from the annotation of a GenBank genome assembly.
AUGAUGCUCUCCCGCGACUCCUGGCCAUCGAUGGGGCGCGGCGACGGCGACGGCGACUACUCGGACGACGGGAGCGACGGCGGUUACACGCUCCCCGCUCCCGAUCCGGCGCCGGUGGAGAAGCGUACACGGUUCCAGUGCAGCGCGUGCAAGAAGGUAUUCCGUUCCUACCAGGCUCUUGGCGGCCACCGCGCCAGCCACGUGCGUGGCGGCAGGGGCGGCUGUUGCGCGCCUCCCGUCGCUCCCCCUCCUCCUCCUCCGCAGCCGCUGGCACCGCUGCCAUUGAUGGAACGCGAGGGGGACGAGGACAUAGACGGGAAGGGGUCGCCACGGGAGUGCCCCUACUGCUACCGCGUGUUCGCCUCCGGGCAAGCUCUUGGUGGGCACAAGAGGUCCCAUGUUUGCUCCGCCGCCGCCUCUGCAGCACAGGCGCAUGCAGCCGCCGCUCCGCCGGACCCGAUCAAAGCCUUUGGCAUGAUCGAUCUGAACAUCGCGCUGCCGUUCGAGGAUGUGGAGCUCUCUGCCGUGUCAGAUCCCCGUUUCUCCUCCAAUCCAGGUUCUUGA